Messenger RNA from Cinclus cinclus, 666 nucleotides. It is a transcript of the gene EPCIP, whose product is annotated as exosomal polycystin 1 interacting protein. Bases 1 to 666 code for a protein of 221 amino acids. NCBI's taxonomy places the organism in Eukaryota, Metazoa, Chordata, Aves, Passeriformes, Cinclidae. The record is from RefSeq and is a predicted model, not a curated record. The transcript has a single exon.
AUGAAGCCAAUAGCUUACCCUGCUUUCUCCAUUUGCCUGGCUCUCAUUUUGGCCAGAUUCCUUGGCAUACACAUCAGUUUUGUGAGAAGUCAGAAGAACCACACACUAAUUUUCACUAAGGAAAACACAAUUCGCAACUGCAGCUGUUCCGUGGCUAUCCAUGACUGUGAUUACUGCCUGGCAAACCUGAUGUGCAACUGCAAAACAGUGCUGCCUUCUACAAUGGAAAAAACUACCUACAACAACCACCUGACCAUCUGGUUCACAGACACCUCUGGGCUGGAGAUAGUCCUCAACUUCACAAGGGUGUGGGAUUUGAAGCUGUCCUUCUGUGGCACCACUCCUCUCCCAACGGAAUAUUUGGCCAUUUGGGGACUUAGAAAGCUCCGGGUAAACAAGGUCAAGGGACAAUUUCCAGAGCAGAGCGUAACCAUCUCCAGCAGCAGCAACAAUGGCAAAGACUUGCUUGAGGUACACAAAAAAGACAAGCAAAUGCUUGCACAUAUUUCUUUUCUGGAUACCUCACUUUUCAAUGGAUAUUCAUUGCUGAAGUCAUACAGUGUGGAAAACAUCUCUAGUAUUAUGAAGCACUUUCCCAGCCUGCUGUACUUUGAUGUUUUCUCUACUUCAGACAAUGAGAGCUAUGUUGUAACAUUCAUUUACUGA